AUGGAGCAAGAAGGAGCAAUAAUACGGAUUAGCAACAGAUUAUCGUCCCACGACAAGAAAAUAUUGGCAAUGGCUUUAGCGAUUGUUGCCAUACUUUCGCCUCUUUACAUUGAUCGUCGAUCGAUGCCCGAGCCAGAGGACGAUGACGAGUCUUCGUACUUAUCUUGCUAUUUUGUGCCGGUUUUGCAGCUGGUUCUUAUAAUAGGCAUAGCAGUAUCAGCUUACUUAGAGCAUGGAUUUACCAGGUUGGACCCUUACUGGAUUCACAGGGUAGGUGGUUCUUCAACUGGGAUAAUUAUUCUUUUAAUUGUUCUUACUUUGGUUUUGAGGUGUAAAAGCUCUUGA
Striga hermonthica is the source of this 345-nucleotide messenger RNA. NCBI's taxonomy places the organism in Eukaryota, Viridiplantae, Streptophyta, Magnoliopsida, Lamiales, Orobanchaceae. The record is from the annotation of a GenBank genome assembly.